GCAUGUCGAUAACGAAAACAUAUCGAUCGCCGCUUACCCAAAAUUAUGUUUAAGCACGUGAAAAAACAGCUGUGAGCUUACCGGUGGACUUGUAAAAUUGUGAUGAAAUUUUGGUACGUUUUCACCGUGCAAAAUAGAUCAUAUUGGCAAGGUCGUGAUGGUUUGAGAUAAGAAUUUACGAAUUUGUUUCUUGUGAUUAAGUGGUAGAAAGUGUGGCGUUGAGAUGGGGUCAACGGGGAUCACUUUGGCGGAUCUGCCGAAUAUUUUUAUAAUGAUAGGCGCUCUGGUAGCGCUAUUCAUAAUGCUAGUCAUACUUCUGAGGAACAUGGAAGUAAUAGGCAUCGUGGGGGAAGGUCGCGACGACGCGUGGCGUAGAGCUAUCCAACCCCCACGGCUGCUCAUGCAGCGGGUCCACAUUCCUUUCACCUUCAAGCUACAGGAGAACCAGCCUAUAGGUUACAAUGGUGUCCACUGCGUUGUGUCGUCGACUGUUCGCUACUGGUACGCCAGCUGGUGGGGAGUACCAGUCACGGAUCUUCACAGAACUCUCUGGGGAUCCCUCCCAGAGAUCCUCGCAUCACACCAUUUAGACUUCAAAGGGAGCAACCCACACGCUGAGCGGCCUUUAAAGCUGUGCACAGACGAGCCGCCAACGCUAGGACAGCCACCACGGACGUGCUAUCCACUUGUCGUGCUGUUAGCUCGCGACCAACGCGACACGGCGGAGCUGCGGCCUGAUGAUACGGUAGCGCUAGUAAGCGUGAUCCACAUCCGUGACGACCAGUGCCCGCUCCCCAGCGGUAUUCUCGCGCAGUACCUGAAGCAGGCCAAUGGACAUCUCUCCUGUUUAAAGCGAUUAUACGUGACUCCCGGCUCCCCGGGAGAGGCGGAGGGCUACGCGGCGGCCGACGGCGCGGCCGUGGAGGCGCUGUGCUGCGUGUGCGCCGCGCAGCCGCUGUCGCGCGCGCUGCUGCCCUGCCGACACGCAUGUCUCUGCGCGCAUUGUCUACCGAAACUAGACAAAUGUCCUAUCUGCCGAAGCACGAUUUCGUCAUACUUCUGCAUCACGAACGAUGAGGAACCAUUGAGCGAGCUCAAACAACAGAGAUUUCCCUUCAAUAGAAGACUAUUCAAUCUGUUCCAUUAUCAUUAAAGUGAAGAUCUUUGUUAAAGUGAGGAUCAUUUUCAUUAAAGUGAGUAAAAUCUUCAUUAAAGUGUAGAACAUUGAAAUUUAAAUUAGGCUUGUCGUCAUUAAGCUGAGUAAAAUUGUCAUUAAAGUGAAACUUGUGAAAAUGAAGUGAAGAUUGCUUUCGUUCAAG
Hyposmocoma kahamanoa is the source of this 1319-nucleotide messenger RNA. RefSeq lists its product as uncharacterized. The record is from RefSeq and is a predicted model, not a curated record. Gene Ontology annotation, biological process: negative regulation of cell growth. The coding region runs from base 224 to 1153 and encodes 309 amino acids. The transcript is spliced from 7 exons. NCBI's taxonomy places the organism in Eukaryota, Metazoa, Arthropoda, Insecta, Lepidoptera, Cosmopterigidae.